AUGGUGGUGUGUGUGAUCUGCAUCGGCCCGGUGUCGCUUCCGGCCGGAAGCGAGUGCGCCGGUGCGGGCCCAGGUAAAAAGCCCUACAGCCGCAAGGCCGAUCACCAGCACGGCAGAGAGGUCUGGCAACAGCUGUCGGGCGUGCUGCUUGCUCCCCGUGGUGUGUUGGGGAGUCAUCUUCGCAAACGCUGUCUCUUGAUGGGGAAAGCCGCCGGGGGUGGGCGCGCAGUGCGUGUGGGAGAUAAGGGAGCAGGGGCCAAACCCACAUACGGCCAGAUGGGUGCCCCGAGGAAGCCAAUAGCCGCAGGCCGGCCUUCCCAUGGCUACGGGACCAGAAAGGAGGGGACAGACGAGCGGCGGGCGCAUCGAAUGGAAUUUUGUCCGCCUGAAUUUGGGAAGCUCCCGAAAAACGGAUUUCGGGAAGCUCACCAAAAACAGCAUGCGCCACCAAAGUACGAUACGGUUAUCGUCGGAGCCGUCCGCUUGGUGUCGGUGCUGGUUGCGGCCUUUUCGGUGGACAAAGUUGGGAGGAGGCUUCUUCUCUGCAUCUCAGCUAUCCUGAUGUUCUUCGCCAACCUGACUUUGGGCUUGUACAUCCACUUUGUACCACUGCACUCCAACAAUUCCUCCACUGUGAUGGUCAACGGCAGCCAUGAAGGUCUCUCCAGCCAUCUGACAAAUGGGAUCACCGUUAUUCCUUUAAUCGCCACGAUGUUCUUCAUCAUCGGCUACGCCAUGGGCUGGGGUCCCAUCACUUGGCUGUUGAUGGCUGAAGUUCUCCCACUGAAGACCCGAGGUGUUGUUUCCGGACUUUGUGUCCUUGCGAGUUGGUUGACUGCUUUUGCUAUGACCAAAGCAUUUCUGCUGGUGAAGUAUGGCCUGGAAACGCCUUUCUUCUUCUUCAGCGUCAUCUGUGUGGUGAACCUGAUCUUUACGUAUCUGAUCCCCGAAACCAGAGGACGGUCCUUGGAGCGCAUCGAAUCCUAUUUCCGCACCGGACGGAAAUCCUUCCUGGAAUCUUUCAGAGGACGAAGGUGAAUUUCCAAAGACAAUGCACGACACUUUGUGGCACCAAACUGCAUUAAUUCUACAAUGUAGAAGCACCCAGGGUCUUUUAAGGGGCGGAGGGCUGGACUAUGUGGCCUUUGGGGGUCCCAAAUAAAGCCGUAU
Messenger RNA from Anolis sagrei ordinatus, 1170 nucleotides. Lineage: Eukaryota; Metazoa; Chordata; Lepidosauria; Squamata; Anolidae. The record is from RefSeq and is a predicted model, not a curated record.